AUGGAAUCCUCAGCGGGCCGGCUUUGCGUCCGAUAUGCGGUGCUGGCGAACACCGGGCUCUCGUGUGCCACGAUUUGCCAGGACCGAGAUCUCAAGAGGUGGACGUACAGGUCUUGGAAUCUCUCUUUACGGCUGAUGCGCCAGGAGCGGAGUGCGGCCGAGGAGGCCGUCGCCAACUUGGCGGCUGUGGCCUCUAAGCCAGUGGUGAUGACGAGGUGGCCGCGUUGGUGCCUGGAGUCGUUGGAGCCUCUCCAACGGCUGGGGGCAGUGCAGAGGCUACCGGUGGCCUUCUUUCACGCCUGGGUCCUGGUCGCCAGGUGCAGCUGCACCCGACGAGGAGCAUCGGGCUUCGCUUUGCUCCACAAACUCUCGGAGCGAACCUGGCUUCGAGAAAGUCUCUCUUGGUGGGAGCGCUGCACCAAGGAGGCUGCACGGCUUCGGGAGCUCCGCAGCCACCAGCAGGACCUCCUUCGACUUCGACACAGAAAUGCUGCGGCCGCUGCAAAGGUGGCGGCCCCUUCAACCGCUGCUUGCGAGGAGUUGAGUCUGCGUCUCCUCCUGACGGCCUGGGCGGGUGCUGCGAAAACCGCGGCAGCCGCGUCGGCUGAGACGCUCCUGCCAGCCGUGGAGGAGCUGGGCCGUGGCGGUUCUUCUCUCCAAGAUGCUCCGCCAAAGGAGGGCGUGGAGGAGCUCGAGGCGAUCCUGAAAGCCACGCAGCAGGGCUCGGGCGUUUCCCAGCCCCAUGAUCAGCUGCAGCAGGAAUGCGAGGAGCUGAGGCGUGCGCUUUCGGAGCAGCAGGGCAACUUUGCCCGCUCCUGGCGGCGGAUGCAGGAAGAGCAGGAGGAGCUUCAGCGACAGCGGUUCCUCCUCGUCGACGAGCUCGCGCGCUGCCGGGAGUCGGCUGCCCAAGCCCAGGAGGUUGCCUGCGGCGAGCGCCAGGAGCUUCUAGCCAAGCUGCAGUUGGCCGAGGAAAAGGCAGCAAGUGGAAAAGAAAGACUCGAUACGGAGAUUUCUGAUGAGGCACAGGUGUGUGAAGAGGCAGUCAGGCCGAGCAGCGAACUCGCCUUGGCGGAGAGCAAGGCGCCCUGCGGAGAGGUGAGCAGCGAGUUCACCCCGGCGAACGGCAAUGCUCUGGCGAGUCAGGUAGUGUGUGGAGAGAGAGACGGGCUGAGCGGCGAGCUUGCCCCGACGAAGAGCAAUGCACCGACUGGCGAGGCCGAGUGUGAAGAAGGAGACCGGCCGAGCAGCGAACUCGCCCCGGCAGAGACUAAGGCAGUGUGCGGAGAAGGAGAGAGGCGGAUCAGCGGGCUGACGCCGGUCGAGAGCCAUGCUCAGGAGCUGCAGGUUCUGAGCCAGGAUCUCUUGCUGCAGUUGGGCUCGGUGAGGGCGCGGCGUCAGGAAGCUUGGUGGAAGCACCUCCACUGCCUGGAGCAGCGAAUCCUCCGGCAGACCACGACUUCCGCGCUCCGGGCAACCUUCACCGCGUGGCGGAGCCAAAGCUCUGGCGCAGAGAGCUUUAGGCGGCGCCAGCUCUUAGAUGGGCAUUGGGUGCCCUGGGAUGAGCGACGGCUAGGUCGUUCAUUUCGAGCAUGGGCUAUGCUGGUAAUGGCAGUUGGCCGACGCCGAGCCCUUCUGGCAGUGACGGUGGAGGCCUUCGCGAGCGGCCGCGCACGAGUGAAGCGACGGGCGAGCUUCUGUGCCUGGAAGGUUGCUGCCGCAGGCGCUCCGGCGCCCACCGCCAGCAGCAGCGUGCAAACUUCACCAGAUGUGCCGGCGAUCACUGCCAGCAGCAGUACACAGACCUCACCAGAUGCUCCGGCGCCCACCGCCAGCAGCAGCGUGCAAACUUCACCAGAUGUGCCGGCGAUCACUGCCAGCAGCAGUACACAGACCUCACCAGAUGCUCCGACGCCCACCGCCAGCAGCAGCGUACAAACUUCACCAGAUGCGCCGGCGACCACUGCCAGCAGCAGUACACAGACGUCACCAGAUGCGCUGGCCCCCACUGCCAGCAGCAGUACGCAGACGUCGCCAGAUGCUCCGGUGCCCACGGCCAGCAGCGGUGUCCAAGCUUCACCAGAUGCUCCGGCACCCACUGCCAGCAGCAGUACGCAAAGUUCGCCAGAUGCUCCGGCACCCACUGCCAGCAGCAGUACGCAGACUUCGCCAGAUGCUCCGGCGCCCACCGCCAGCAGCAGUGUACAAACGUCGCCAGAUGCUCCGGCGGCGACUGCCAGCAGCAGCACACAAACUUCGCCAGGUGCACCAUGCACAGAUGUGCAGCCAACAACGGCCACAAGCGCCGUGCAGACAGCUGCAGAUCUGCCAACCACAGCCACCAGCGCUCAAACCGAACCAGGCUCGCCAGUGGCAGACUCCUUCGUGCAAGCGACUGCUACUGAGAGUAGUGCCGCCGUGCAGACAGGAGAUGACUUGGACGCAGCAUGGUCGCUUCAAGAGAGCGAUCUGGUGACCUUCACCAUCGAUCUUGAAGCAGACGAAGUGCGACAGAAGAGGGCGGCCUCACCUGUGACAGCAGAAGGCAAGGCUGACGAGGGGAUUGGUCGCGGCGACGGCGGCGUGGCUCGGCGAAUUUUCCCUGGCGGAGCAUCCUGCGACGAGACGGAAGAGCUGGAGCUUGCGAGGGCAGCGCCUGGCAGAGUGCAGGCAAACUCUCGCUGGACUCGUCGACCACGGGGAGACAUCCAUGCAAGCUCACAGGGCUCUGGGCAGCGCGCCCGGCCAUCGGCCAACGCCACUCCAAAGAGAAGAGCGACGUCCAAGACAGCGGCGCUGUUGGCACAGACCCUGUCAUCACCGAGGCCAACGCAGCGGACCCCAGGCCGCCACAACUUUGCACAGGACACUGCAUCGACUCAGCUGAGUGAGCGGCUGUCGCGGCAGGUGGCUCGUGCCGCCGUCGCGGUGGAUGCAGCAAAGGGCUCCAGUCGCGGUCGAGGAAGCCAGGGAUGCGCACUGCGGCGUCCGCCGAGGGAGCAUUGCGUGGCCGAGUCCGAGAUCUCCCUUUUGCAGCUCUCGGCAGGACUCCGCCACGACGUGGCGCACGAGUCGCCCAUGCAGUCCCGCCGAUCGCCUCGGAGCUCCAGCUCAACAUCCUCCAGGUCUCCGCAUUCGCCCGGGCGCUGUCCCUGGCACGGCUCGGGCGCUGCUGCGCGCUCCGGCGUGGCACCCUUGUACUACGAAGGUCCGGAUCUUCGGUUCACCUCCGAGGCCGCGCUGUCCCUGGAGGCCGCGGGAUUCCAGGUGUCUGCUGAGUUCCUCCCUCCGAGAAGACUCCCAGGCGGAUCCCCACUCCAAAGCGCGCGUGACAUCCAUUGGGCACUGGCAGCUCCAGAGCAGCAUCCCUAA
Symbiodinium sp. CCMP2592 is the source of this 3369-nucleotide messenger RNA. Lineage: Eukaryota; Dinophyceae; Suessiales; Symbiodiniaceae. The record is from the annotation of a GenBank genome assembly.